Cuscuta campestris is the source of this 793-nucleotide messenger RNA. NCBI's taxonomy places the organism in Eukaryota, Viridiplantae, Streptophyta, Magnoliopsida, Solanales, Convolvulaceae. The record is from the annotation of a GenBank genome assembly.
CGCCUGUGAGGGCGGGUCGGGAGCUGGGUCUUUAACUCUUUCCCCACUCUCCCACAUGGAGACCUACGCGGUGGCCGGUGGGGGGGGGGAAGUAUUGCGAGAAUCACCGCAAUAACAUCCACAACACCAAGGAAUGCUUCACGCUUUAGAAGGAGAUACAGUGGUUGAUUGCCCAAGGGCCCGUUCCUCGGGAGGACGGUGCACCUCCAUUGUAGGGGGCAUCAGAAGGAAGAACCUGUAGGAAGCUGGUCGAGCUAGUCGGCGUGGCCACAUAAGGAAGGAACCCAGAGAAGAGGCUCAUUGGCUCGGAGUGCGACAAUUUGGAUGACGAUGAGGCACAGGGGUACCCGGUUGGAUUCAUCCAUGGAGGAAACACCGAGGGGACUUUGUCGCCCAAAGGAAGAAUUGGAAACACAUGGCCUACAUUGCCAAAGUCCACCAGGCACCGGCGUCAAAGCUCGGGAGAAGGGAGCAAAUCCAAUUCACGGAAAAGGACCUUCCGAACACACUGAUCCCCCACUGAGACGCUCUUGUCGCCCAGGUGGAGAUAGACAACAAUAUAGUGCACCGAACCUUGGUGGAUACCGAAAGCUCGGUAAACAUUAUGUACGAGAAGACCUUCCCGGACCUUGGCCUUAAUCGAAAAUAUCUUAAGCCGGCGUGCACCCACCGAACCUUGGUGGAUACCGGAAGCUCUGGUGCUUUGAUCGAUGUUACUUUUGAAGCUCCCUUCUUUCUCGGAGCUUUUUUAUGAUUAAUGUCCCUGAUAUCAUAAUAAGCACUGGGAAUUUAU